Molecule: messenger RNA, 333 nt
Organism: Haliotis rubra (blacklip abalone)
Lineage: Eukaryota; Metazoa; Mollusca; Gastropoda; Lepetellida; Haliotidae
Product: legumin B-like
Exons: 1
Coding region: 1-333 (110 amino acids)
Source: RefSeq, a predicted model, not a curated record
AUGAGACACAAGACGGGGGAGACAAAUGAGACACAGAUGACAGACGAGAGACGGUGGAGACACAUGAGACACAGACGAGAGACGGGAGACACACAUGGGACACAGAAGACAGACGAGAGACGGAGGAGACACAUGAGACACAGAAAACAAACCGGAGAGACGGAAGAGACACGUGAGACACAGAAGACAGGUGAGAGACGGAAGAGACACAGAAGACAGACGAGAGACGGAGGAGACACAGAAGACAGAUCGGAGAGACGGAGGAGACACAUGAGACACAGAAGACAGACCGGAGAGACGGAAGAGACAGAGACAAGUGAGAAACAGAAAUGA